AUGAAAAGAAAACACGGAAAACGAAUGCAAAAGUAUCAACAAAUCCACGAGGCUUUAACAUGUGCUGGUUUGGAAGAUGCAUGGCCACAGAUGUUUCUGUUAACUCAUUCAACUGGAAAUGUAGUUAAUUACCUUUACAAAGAUCUUUUAGUUUUCUUCUGGGUAGACAGAAAUAAUCUGAUGCGAUGUGUCAUGCAUUAUGAGUGA
Clunio marinus is the source of this 207-nucleotide messenger RNA. The record is from the annotation of a GenBank genome assembly. Lineage: Eukaryota; Metazoa; Arthropoda; Insecta; Diptera; Chironomidae.